This is a messenger RNA of Penicillium oxalicum, 1101 nucleotides long. RefSeq lists its product as uncharacterized. The record is from RefSeq and is a predicted model, not a curated record. NCBI's taxonomy places the organism in Eukaryota, Fungi, Ascomycota, Eurotiomycetes, Eurotiales, Aspergillaceae. The transcript has 3 exons. Bases 1 to 1101 code for a protein of 366 amino acids. Gene Ontology annotation, molecular function: nucleic acid binding.
AUGGCUAUUCACCCCAGACUACACCCGGACGCCUCACAGGGCAGUCUGUCGCCACAGCAGACUUUGGCCAUCUCCGCGUGGACCGAACAGGCGGUCGCCUCCUUGCAGGACCUCACCCUCGCCGAAAACGCCGUUCGAGCCGAUCCGACAGCAACGCCCUCCCGAAGCACUCUGCGCGGGACGACGGUGUCUUUGUCCAUUCCGAUCGACGACCAGAUCCCGGCGGCUUCGGCGGAUCGCAACGGCGCAAGCGAGUCCCGUCCUCCAACGGUCAGCUUCCGGCGCCGCGAGCCUCUGCGUCGGGAUAGUCUAAAGCGGCGUGAGGCUCUGCUCAAGGGAAAGGAUGGAAGCCGUAGGCGACAACGCUGGGAAAAUGACCGCCUGCUCAAUAACCCGUGGGCUGAGCCUCCCUCGCCGCAUGACUGGACCAUCCAACCUACAUAUCCUCGCCAUGACCCGAUGCCAUAUUACCUCGCUCCGCUCUGGGACAAGCACUAUGCGAAGAUGGCGGAUCAUCACUCUGCUCGCAAGAACACCCAUACUCCCGCAAAGCAUCGGAUCCCCAAAGACCUGCGUGUGAAGAUCAAACAUGCCCGUGCUGCGCGUGGCAUGCUGCAAGAUCUGGAGGAUGAUAUCCGCCUGUUUAUCCGUCAGUGGAAUGAUCGGCAGGUCUUCCUAGCCAGCGAAGGACUGGCCGAUGUGUCCGAGACCGAGGUGGAAGAUUCGGAGGAUGAAAUUGUUUUCGUCGGCCGGAAUGGCCAGAUGCAUGAUGCUCCAGAGCGACAGCUGAAACUCCAGCAGAUGCGGGAGCAAAUGAGUCAGCAUCAUGAGCGAGACGGGGAGAAGAUGGUGUUUGAGAGUCUGGUCGAGGAUCGAUCUGCUGGCUUUGGACGCUGGCUCGUUCACUCCAUCGCCUCCUACUACGGCCUCCAUACCUGGUCCGUCACCGUAGGAGAGCCGGCCCGCCGAGAGGCGUAUGUGGGCUUCCGUCUUCCAGUCCCAGGAACUCGAGCUGGUCUUGUCACUCAUCAAGCCUGUCUGGCCGAGGAGCUGAUCAAGCCCGGAGAGGAACUCCCGCAGCCUCUGUAUGCCCAGGUUUGA